UGGUCAUUUAGAUUUUGGAUAUUUAUAAGACAUAAUGUUGACAUUAACGACAUGUGUUGCUUCCUUUGUUUUAUGUUAUUAUGUUUCAUCGGUUGUAACAACUAUGCCUACAGCCACAUCAACAAUUAGGCAUGCAAGUUCACCACCACCACCAACGACACCGUCUACAACCGUAGCAAGAAAUAAAACGACGAUGUUGCCAAUAGCAACGUCCACUACAGGACAAAUUUGCCUGCAAUGUGACGAGACAGUUCAUCCGCAUACAUGCAGCAACGUGAUUAUGUGCGGAGGCGAAGAAAUCUGUUUUGUUGACUCGUUUGUCAACCCCAUGGGAGGAAUCCGUUGCAGACUAGGAUGUCGAGACAGAAACCUAUGCAGUAUAUCAGGCAAGCGGGAACUUUCAUCCAGCACCGCUAAUAGACACACUCGUUCUGGCCUUUUAAUGCACGACAUGCGCAGUACAUCAGCUUUGUCUGUUGACAACGUUCUGGAUGACUCAAGAACCUCACUAGUGUGUUCGCAAUGUUGCAAUGGAAGCCUAUGUAACACUGGUGGAUGUGGAGUUACUCGUAAGUGUUGUUGUUGA
This is a messenger RNA of Dreissena polymorpha, 586 nucleotides long. RefSeq lists its product as uncharacterized. The record is from RefSeq and is a predicted model, not a curated record. NCBI's taxonomy places the organism in Eukaryota, Metazoa, Mollusca, Bivalvia, Myida, Dreissenidae. The transcript has 5 exons. The coding region runs from base 35 to 586 and encodes 183 amino acids.